Molecule: messenger RNA, 3522 nt
Organism: Guyanagaster necrorhizus
Lineage: Eukaryota; Fungi; Basidiomycota; Agaricomycetes; Agaricales; Physalacriaceae
Exons: 7
Coding region: 358-3213 (951 amino acids)
Source: RefSeq, a predicted model, not a curated record
CCGUCUGCUGAGUAGCCUCUGUUGCUGUCAUCAGAAGCUUGUUCGAAGUUCGAAGACGAAGUUGCGUCCUUACUCCGCUGACAGUCGCGAUUCUCCCAGGCUGUCCGAGGGCCUAUCACCAAUCUUAUUUUCAAUACCGAUACCCUGUUCGAGGAUAAGCCUUGGGACGUCAGCUUUGACCCUGCUGUUGUGAAACGGAGUGUGGGUAUUCCCGCUCAAUUUUUUGUUUUUGGAAAUCUAGGGGAUUUGGUCAUCUAUGACGUUGCCAAGGACCCCAGCCACCUGAUCGGAACUGCAUUUUUCUUAUCACCACGAUGCUUUCGGUCGUAGGAUUCUCUCCCACCGUCUUUCUUGGCCAUGGACUACGACAGGUGGGACGCUCUCCUUCACCACAUCUUCAAGCAAACGCAGGGCGACGCAUGGUUUCGUCCCCAGGAAGAGAGCCUUACCUCAGGUGUCGCCCUACGCGUGAACGACUCGCCGCCAGAGUUCCGCGUUUUUCCUUAUGAAAACAUCUACCUGGAGCCUUUCGAGGCCGCUGUCCAGAAACUCAACCCCGUCGUUGCAGUAAAGGUUCGCAGCGCCGCCGUUCACGCUGCACUCGCAGAUGUACCUCCCGACGCGACGAGCAUCUAUGUCGACAGUAAUACACGCAUCCAGAUCAUCGACACGAUGCUCCAGCUUCCCCAGGCCGACAAGGAACAGUGCGCCGCCUUCAUUCGGGACGAGCGUGUGCUUGUUGUUUUCACCUCUUCCCUCGACACUAUCAUACCCACUUGCCAGGACUUUGAAGACCGACUCAUAAAGCUCUUGUGGCGGUCUCGUCCUGGAGCCCCAUCUUCUAUAUCCGCCGGUUCAAUUCUUCCUCGAGAGGGAUCGAUUUCAGUCACCGGUCAUGGUAGUACUACCCCAUCUCUUUCUAAUCAUAGUCUCGUCGAACCUUCUCCCAUUCUCAAGAGCAAGGUCAAGCGGAAUUGGUAUGGGAAAAAGGUCGGUAUGUCUGUGCCAAAAGCAGAGAUUCGAGAAACGAAGCUUUAUGCUCCGUUUUACAAUGGUCUCGCUGCAGCAUUGGCCCUAAUCUUCGUUGGGAAUGGUAUCAAGACCCUCUUGACGGAAUCGAUUCUCGAUUCCACCUAUAUGCGGUUUGCCUUGUUGGUCAUUCUCCCGCUUCUCUUCUGUGUCUCGUUGUUCUUCACCCUCCAGAUUGUCCAAAAUGUCUCAAUGGCGAUCGGGCCUAUAGCCCAAUACCACGCGAAUAGCAAAUAUUACUCCGCUAUUCCCCCUCUCUCCAACGAUGACGUCGAUAACCACUUGCCCCAUAUCACUAUCCAAAUGCCCGUGUACAAGGAAAACCUCGACUCCGUACUUGAUCCCUCGUUUAACUCCAUAAAACGAGCCAUGCGGACAUAUGCGCGCCAAGGUGGAACAUCUAGCAUCUUCGUUAACGACGAUGGCCUUCGGCUCAUUUCCAUGGCCGACCGGGACGAGCGGAUAGCGUAUUACGCCACACACGGUAUCGCUUGGGUUGCCCGUCCUCGACAUGGUUACACCGAAGAAACCGGCGACGUCGAGAAAGGUCUCAAGGAUCACAAGGAAGCACCCUUUUUGCGUGCUGGUCGUUUCAAGAAGGCCAGUAACAUGAACUACGGCUUGAGCCUAUCUCUCAAGGUCGAGAACCAUCUGGAUCACUUGAUGGUGAACCGACCGCCACAGGCGCAUUAUCGUCGAGCGUCGGCGGCUACCAGUCAGGCAAUGUCGGAAUUCGGUAGCAAUGGCCAUCUUGGCACUCACGGAGGCACGUAUGGAAUGCAGUAUAUGGGCAAAGAGGGCGAUGAUAUGGCACGGAUGUUGGAUUUGGAGGACGAUGAAGAUACAGAGGAGAUGGCGCUCCAAAUGGCGAUGGAACAGGUGUACGAAGAGAGCGGGUCUCGAUUCCGACCCUGGGCAGCAUUCGGAAAGGGAAUGCGUAUCGGUGAAAUCAUUUUACUAGUUGACAGUGACACAGUUGUGCCCGAGGACUGUUUACGGGAUGCCGCGCGGGAAAUGGCUGCCUGCCCCAACGUCGCUAUUAUCCAGCACGAAAGUGACGUCAUGCAGGUCGCUAACCACUAUUUCGAGAACGGUAUCGCGUACUUUACACGGCGGAUUAAUAGGUGUAUAUCCAUGGCCUGCGCUAACGGAGAAGUGGCGCCUUUCGUAGGGCAUAAUGCCUUCCUCAGGUGGAAGGCGCUACAGGAUGCGGCAUUUGUUGAUCCGGACGAUAAGGUGGCGAAGGCGACAGGAGAGGAGAGGAUAUGGAGUGAAUCGAACGUGUCGGAAGACUUUGAUAUGGCAUUGAGGCUUUUGAUGAGGGGCUACGAUAUCCGGUGGGCGACGUAUUCAAAUGGAGGUUUCAAGGAGGGUGUGUCACUGACAGUGGACGACGAAUUGAAUCGUUGGCAGAAAUACGCUUAUGGUUGUAACGAGCUGCUCUUCAACCCGUUGGUCAAAUGGUUCAGGAAGGGUCCGAUCGCACAUCAGAUCAACCGAUUUAUGUGGUGUAAAGCUCCUAUCCAUUACAAGAUCUCCGUUAUGGCAUACAUGUUUUCUUACUAUGGUAUCGCUGCCUCCGUCACUAUCGGUAUCAUCAACUAUAUUCUCCUUGGAUUCCAGUUCCACGUGGAUGGUUUCUACAUGCAUUCCUUUGAGGUCUUUCUAGCGACAACAGUCGUAUUCUUCGGUUCAGGAAAUGUAGGCUACACCCUUCUGGAGUAUCGGCUAGGCCAUAAGCCGCUAGUCAUGGGAUUCAUUGAGAAUGUGAUGUGGGUUCCGUUCUUGUACGUUCCUUAUCGCCUCCUUUAUCUUUCCCCCCCAAAUGUUCACCAUCUUACGUGCAGUUUCUUCUUCUUUGGCGGGCUCUCCAUCCCGGUGUCUCAAGCUCUCCUUGCGCACCUAUUCUCGUAUGACAUUACGUGGAGCGCCACCAUUAAAGAGGUCCAGAGAUCGAACUUCUUCAAGGAGAUUCCGAAGAUCGCUAAGCGGUUCUGGUUCCCGCUUAUCGUCAGCUUCCUCCUCAUUGUUGGGAUGAUCAUUCUCAGCACGACGCUAGUACCUCUAGGAUGGAGAGUCGACGGUUCAGCGUGGGCCGUUAUCUUCCCGAUAAGUGUGGCUACAGCUUGCCAUAUCCUUUUCCCGAUCGUCCUCAACCCGUGGUUGAUGGUGUUCUCAUAUUGAUGGACGAGCUUUGGACUUGUCCCAUCAACAUUCGCUUAUUAUUGCUUUCACUUUUCGCUCUCGUUUAUGUUGGACUCACUCGGUUACUGUGCGAGCACACUUAUUAGAACAAACUCAUUCACUGAAUAUUGCAUCCUCCAUCCACCGCUGUUUUUAUAUCCUACAUUCAUUGCGAUACUCUAUUACUUUACUGAUAGACGCGAACUCUUUUUUUACUUACAUACAUGCUUUGCUGAUACCAUUUCAAGCUAUCGCCACUGUCUUGCAUCCAUACCCAUACAUUCCCCGGUUAUGUACUUAUUUUCUCCC